Messenger RNA from Cavia porcellus (domestic guinea pig), 3373 nucleotides. RefSeq names its product carbonic anhydrase 13 (gene Ca13). Gene Ontology annotation, molecular function: carbonate dehydratase activity; zinc ion binding. NCBI's taxonomy places the organism in Eukaryota, Metazoa, Chordata, Mammalia, Rodentia, Caviidae. The transcript has 7 exons. The record is from RefSeq and is a predicted model, not a curated record. Bases 431 to 1219 code for a protein of 262 amino acids.
GUCACUGCGGCCCCCAUCGCUGGCCUUGCCCGGCCCCGGGGACGCCCCGCUGAAGCCCGCGCUCCUCAUUCCCGGACAGCUUCCGGGCAGCUUCCCGUCCAGGGCGCCUACUUCCCAGCAAGCGGGAGCUCCCCUCAGGAAACCUUCUCUGUGUGUCUCCUACUCCUGAGCUCCAAACCAGAACUCCAGCUACUGCCGCCCGGGACGCAGCCCCAGACUCGCGACUGCCCCUCUCCAGCACUCGCGGGCGCCCGCCCCGCUCGCCACUGCCCCCUGGAGGCCGCGGCUGGGAACGCCCGGCCCUGGGGUUCGAGGUUCGCCCCGCGCCCGCGGCGCCCCGCGGUCCCCGCCCCGAGCUGGCCCCCGCCCGCGACGCUUCCUCCCUCGUGUGCCCGGACACAUUCCGUGCAGCCUGCCCUCCCUCGGGACCAUGUCGCGGCUCAGCUGGGGAUACGGCGAGCACAACGGUCCUGUUCAUUGGAAUAAAUUUUUCCCUGUUGCUGAUGGUGAUCAGCAAUCUCCCAUUGAGAUUAAAACCAAAGAAGUGAAAUACGACUCUUCACUCCGACCACUUAGUAUCAAGUAUGACCCGAGCUCAGCUAAAAUCAUCAGCAAUAGUGGCCAUUCCUUCAGUGUUGACUUUGAUGACACAGAGGACAAAUCAGUUCUGCGUGGAGGUCCUCUCACUGGAAGCUACCGGUUACGACAGUUUCACCUUCACUGGGGGUCGGCUGAUGACCACGGUUCUGAGCACAUGGUCGAUGGAGUGAGGUACGCUGCAGAGCUCCAUGUUGUGCACUGGAAUUCAGACAAAUACCCCAGCUUUGUUGAGGCAGCUCACGAGCGGGAUGGACUGGCUGUCCUGGGGAUAUUUUUACAGACUGGUGAACACAAUCUCCAGCUGCAAAAGAUUACUGACAUCUUGGAUUCCAUUAAAGAAAAGGGGAAACAAACUCGAUUCACAAAUUUUGACCCAUUAUCUCUUCUUCCCCCAUCCUGGGAAUACUGGACAUAUCCUGGUUCUCUAACAGUUCCACCUCUUCUUGAGAGUGUCACGUGGAUUGUUUUAAAACACCCUAUAAAUAUCAGCUCUCAACAGCUGGCCAAAUUCCGCAGCCUUCUGUGUACAUCAGAAGGAGAAGAAGCAGCUUUUCUAUUGAGCAAUCAUCGCCCACCUCAACCUCUGAAGGGCCGCAAAGUGAGAGCCUCAUUUCAUUAACAGUUGUCACAGGGGACCACCCUGACAUGACUGGAAAGAUAGCAACAUGGCAAACACAAACUCCCUAGUAACAGUACUUCUCUGAAAUUUUAAUGUAUGGUACCAUUUUACUGUCAGCUUCUGUGCCAUGAAGAAAACUAGAUCUCAUUAAUUAAACUAAUUUAGCUCAUCUGUUCCAGAUUUGCACUUAUGAAUAGUCAAGUACCAAGUGUUGUCUUUUGUGUAUUAAAAUACAUGAAAAACAUCUGCUUCAGUCUUUGUGAAAAUAAAGCUGGCCUCACAGAUCUCAGAAUGUUCUAAAAAUUCUACCUUCCUGUAGGCUGAAUGUGUUAUAUUUUCACUGAUAUUCAAUGAAAUUUUUAAAAUUCAUUUCCAGAAUAUAGGAUUGUGAUUUUUCUAAACAGGCGAUUCUUAGUAUUUUGAUACUAUUCAUCAAAAGUAGGUAUUUCCUUUUAAAGUGAAUUUUUGCUGUUAUUAUGUUGCUGACUUUCAUUUUGUGAUUUCUUUUUAUGGUAUUGAGUCUUGAACCCAGGACCUUUGCACUGAGCUACAUCUUCAGCCCUUUCUAAGUUUUUAUUUGAGCUGGUUUCACUGUCUCUAAAUUGGUCAGGCUGAGCUUGAACGUGGAGUGUUUCUGUGUCUGACUCCCAGGGUGCUGGAAUUAUAGGUCUGUGCCACCAGACAGGCUUGUAAAGUGCAUAAUGUGAGAAUCCGGGUUGGCAUGGGAUAUAGCUACUCAUUGUGUCUAUUCACCAGAUCAAAGACAACCUGUUUCCUCAGGAUAUAAAUAACUAUUUGCACGUAAUGCACAUAAUAAAUUGUGCCUGAUAUCAUAUUCAUUCAGUAGUGUUGAUAAUGAAGUGGCUGGUAAUUGACAAGAUGCAAUGUUUUCCAAUUGGUGCUAUUAAUGUGUUUUGAAACUAAUAGGUUUAGACAGUACAAGUAUGAAGAGCUAUGCAUGAACAUGAUAACAAGAAAGGUUGCCUACUUUUCUCCUGUGUUUUGAUAACAGAGCAAGGAGCAAUGCUGUGUGGGUCAUUUUUCUGUCAAUGAGCGAAAAACAUAUAUAUAGUGAGUGUCAUAUAAAUAUACAUUGAUCCCUAAGUUCUUCAACUCAUUUGUAUGGCAAAGCACAUCUCCCUUUUUAUACAUGUCCCUCAGUGUUGUAAGUACUCAAGGUGGCACUUGAUAUAAAUUUUAACCUGUUAUUUGUUGGGAUUUUUUUGUUUGCUUUUGGAGGAGGACUGGGCAGUGUUCCUUUUGUCCUUUCUGUUAUGGGGUGACACAGAAUAUUACACUAACCUUUUAAGACCUGAACAUAUGCCAGACAUCUGUCAUCUUCCAAGGAAAGUUUACUUGGGCUUUUGUGAUUUUGAUUCUUUCUUCCUUUGAAUGUAGAUUUAAUAAUCAAAAUUAUUCCGUAACAUUCUAAUAUAAUUACUAAGUAUCAGUACACAUGUACAAUACUUACCAGCUUCUGAAGAUUGGAUCUGACACGUUGACUAAGAUUAACAUGCAGCAAAUGUUUAAUGAAUUGAGUAUUUAACGAGUGUUUUCUAUCUUUGGUAUUUAUCUCUCUGCUUGAGAUCAAAUGCACUAUAAAUUAACCUUACAAGUAAAAUGUGUUAUGUCGUGUAAUUUUUUUCUUAAUGGAAUGCUUAUUAAACCUAAUUUGUAUAACUAGAAGUUUUUAAUGAUUUUAAAACACAGUAUUGAAUGGGAAGACCUUUCUUUAGUUUAGAAAGAUGCUUUGUAAAGUAUCCUAGUAAGGAAAAGGAUUCUAUAGUCUAAGAGACUGUAACUUGCUGGAUUCAGAGGGUGUGGAAUGGGAUUUUGAAUACUACUCUCUAUGAGAUUUACCACAUUACAACUUGUGGCAUCUGCUGCAAUGUUCCAUCAAUUCUAUGGUAUAGAUUGUACCAUGUAGACUGAAAAGGUCUAUCCAGCAAUGAUUUUGUCUGCUAAUUUAUGUAUCUCAUACAGGCAAAAGGUUGAAGUGUGUUUUAGCAUUGCCAUAUUCUUCCCUUUAAAAAUAUUAGUGCUGUAAAUACAUCUGUUUUGUUUCCCACAACACGUUAGAUUUAUGUGUUAAACAUUUUGUGUUAUAAUUUAAAUUUGACUCAAUCAUAAUAAAAAAUGAGAAAAACUUUCAAA